Penicillium daleae is the source of this 2052-nucleotide messenger RNA. RefSeq lists its product as uncharacterized. Lineage: Eukaryota; Fungi; Ascomycota; Eurotiomycetes; Eurotiales; Aspergillaceae. The transcript has a single exon. Gene Ontology annotation, molecular function: hydrolase activity, acting on glycosyl bonds. The record is from RefSeq and is a predicted model, not a curated record. Bases 1 to 2052 code for a protein of 683 amino acids.
AUGAAGACUGCAUGGGUUGCCGUGCUCCUGCGAGUUCUGCUCUAUGGACAAUAUUCCAUGGCAGAGACGACAAUCAUCACCAGUACCGACGUGAAUUGCCAGAACACCCCACGAAACUUCCUCACCAAUCCAUCAGUCGAGACCGGUGAUAUCAACCCAUGGGGCAAAUAUAAAGGCUCAAUUUGCUCGCUACCCCUCGUCAUCAGGGACUCGUCGGAUGAUGGGAACUAUGCGAUGAAGAUCGGACCACUUGGUGGCUACUGGGCCGCACAGCAGACCGUGACCGGACUGACAAUUGGCACAACAUAUACACUUUCCUAUGACUACAAACCUAUCUCUGGAAUAGCCUACGACUUGUUCAUCGAACUAGAUGGCCACCUCCUAGCUAGCGCUGCCCUGAGGUAUUCGCCCCGAGCAGGCUGGAAGACCAUCUCUGGUACAUGGGAGGCGACUUCAACCUCGCACACGAUGGUCAUCUUAAUAUUCUCGCAACAUGACGGCGGAAUUCUGGAAUUGGACAAUGCCAAGUUUAUUGGUCCCGAGAAGGUGUGCUCGACCAGCACCAUCAGCUCGACCGCGACGGUGACUUCGACUUCCUCGGCCGUUCCUUCAUCAAUUACACCAUCUAGUACACCUGCCCACUUCAUUUCAUCAAGCGCCGUGGUGUCAUCGUCAUCGCCCAUCCGGUCUAUCCCAAGCGUGAUGCCCAUUUCUACUCCCUUGGGACUAUCGUCAACCCCAUUGCCAUCAAUCCGACCUUCUACCGUUCCUUUGUCGCAGAUCAGUCCCUCACCAAUCCCCGUUUCGCUUUCUAGCAUCCCCGUGUCAGUUCCAGAAUCAGUAUCUCCUUCUCCUAGCCUUUCUAUGAGCUUUUCUGUGAGCCGCUCGGAGCUCCCGUCCUCGGCAGUGUCAUUGUCGACUCCAUAUCCGAUUAGCUCCAGGCCCAUCCCCAAGUCGUCCUCGUCUGCCAUUCCAUUGGCUACACCUUCAUCUCUGCCUGUGCAGUCACCCACCGCACUCUCUUCAUCGGGAUCUUCAGCCCCCCAGGGCUCUUUGCCAUCAUCCACACUACCAUCGCCGGGAUUCACCACUUCAACAAUCUUCAGUACUCAAACGGCAACAAUUACUGCUUGCCCAUCAUCAGUCCCUAAUUGCCCUGCAUCUGAAAUGUCUACCUCUGUGACGACCGAAACUAUUGUCGUCGACACCACUGUUUGCCCCAUCACCGAGACUUCUCAACCAACAUCCACAAUUACUCAGACCAAUGGCGGAUCACCUACCGGAGAGUUCAUUACGUCCACUGUCUUCAGUACUCGCACUUCCACCAUUACUGCAUGCCCGUCCAGCGUGGUGGAUUGUCCUGCAAGACAAAAGAGCACAUAUGUCACCACUGAAACUGUCCUGGUCUCCACCACGGUGUGCCCAGUGGCUGUUUCGACGCCUACUCCUAGUGCUGGCUCGCAGCCAAAUAAUUCCGCUGGGGAAUCAUAUCCCAGUGUGACCACUUCAACUGUUCUGACUACCCGGACGUCCACAUUGAUUGCAUGCCCAUCGACGGUCACCAACUGCCCAGCUUCGGUUAAGAACACUUUUGUCACUACUGAGACACUGGUCCAGUCUACGGUCCUCGUUACGAUUGAGGCAUCCCCAACCGCCACCGGCUCGUUGACAUCUCUUCCUGCCGUGUCUACCAGCGGGGCUUCUGGCAUUGGAUCCAUGGGUGCAAGCAAGGAGUCAAACAAUGGCAGUUCUAGCGGCAAUGGAUCUGGCUUUUCAGGAAGUAAUGCCGGUGGUGUCGCCGGCAACCAGGCAGGAUCACCAAGCUCUUCUACUACUUUCUACCGUACAUCGUCUUCUCCAGUCGCGGCCAUGGCGUCAAGCCUGCGUCCCGGCUCGACUGCUUCAUCUGCAUCACAGAAUACUAGCGGGGCAAGUGGAACUGUGACCAGCUCGAGUCCAGUCUUCACUGGUGCUGGGUUUUCGGCAUUGAAGAUGAUUCCUGUCUAUGACAUCUUGCUGCUGUUAGCUGUUUCUAUGUUCUUCCUUUCUUAG